Vitis vinifera (wine grape) is the source of this 1764-nucleotide messenger RNA. Its product is annotated as serine carboxypeptidase-like 46. Gene Ontology annotation, biological process: proteolysis. The transcript has 10 exons. Gene Ontology annotation, molecular function: serine-type carboxypeptidase activity. The record is from RefSeq and is a predicted model, not a curated record. Gene Ontology annotation, cellular component: vacuole. Lineage: Eukaryota; Viridiplantae; Streptophyta; Magnoliopsida; Vitales; Vitaceae. Bases 211 to 1650 code for a protein of 479 amino acids.
AUCCCAAAGGCAUUUCUCUAUGAUCCAACAAGAACAUACAUCAUUCCUGGGCAUACUAGACAGGAAAAAAAGGCCAAAGCCUGUAGGGACCUUCGCAGCCUUGAUAUAAUCGAAAAGGGUAAUCCAUGUUGCAUUACCACCGAUGCUAUCUUCGAACAAGAACUAUAAGUAAGCAGCAGCAGAUUAAACUCUUUGAUCUCAUACCCCACCAUGGCUUCUGGGUUCAUCUUGGAGGUCAUCUCCUUGUUCUUGUUCUUCUUAUAUUUCAAAUCAUUUGCUGAGCUGAUAACAUCCCUCCCCGGACAACCAGCCAACGUCUCUUUCAAGCAGUACGCUGGUUACAUUGUGACAGAUGCUAGACAUGGUCGCGCCCUGUUCUAUUACUUCGUUGAAGCUAAAACAGCCGACCCACUUUCACGUCCCUUGACCUUGUGGUUCAAUGGAGGCCCUGGUUGUUCUUCGCUUGGUUUUGGUGCAUUCAUGGAAAAUGGCCCCUUCCAACCAGGAGAGAAUGGGAUUCUUGUUAAGAACAAACAUUCAUGGAAUUUAGAAUCAAACAUGUUAUACGUGGAGUCACCAAUUGGGGUUGGAUUUUCAUACUCAAACACAAGCUCAGACUACUUUUGGAAUGAUACCAGGACAGCUGAAGAUAACUUGAGAUUUGUCAUUAACUGGUUGGAAGAAUUCCCAAACUACAAAGACUCCGAAUUGUUUCUAACCGGUGAAAGCUAUGCAGGCCACUACAUUCCACAGCUUGCCGCCUUGAUAGUGGAGUACAACCAAAAGCCUAACAUCAGACCCAUCAAACUCAAAUCCAUUGCUCUUGGGAAUCCACUUCUAGACCUGGACAUUAGUGUGCUUGCUGCUGAUUACUUGUGGGCACAUGGAGCCAUAUCCGAUCACACAUUAAUGUUGGAGAAGACGGUCUGCAAUUACUCAAAGUUUCUAAGAGAGUACAUUCAUGGUCAGUUGUCUGAGGGCUGCAACAAUGUGUAUAACAGAGUUGUCAAUGAAAUAGGCAAUGAUGUUCGGCAGGACGACCUCCUCCUGCCUAUAUGCUUGUCAUCAAAUUCUGCACAGCAAUUUAAGCUAAAAGGCCAGCGAGGGACGAUACAUGCAGCAAUUGCUAGGAGGACCAGAGAAACAAUACCUGAUCCAUGCCUUUCAGAUAGGAUACUUACCUAUCUAAACAACCCUCAAGUUCAAAAAGCACUCCAUGCCAAUACCACUCAUCUUCCAUACCAUUGGGGCUUCUGUGCAGGGCCUCUAGAGUAUCAAAUAGAUAACUUGGACAUGAACCUUAUACCCCUCAUUGAACACCUAAUUAAAGAGGGCAUUCCCAUAUUGCUUUUCAGCGGUGACCAGGAUGCAAUCAUCCCUCUCACUCAAACGAGGAUAAUCGCGAAUAAUGUGGCUAAGGACUUGAAGCUAGUCCCUUUCACAGAAUAUGGCACUUGGUAUGACAAGAAGCAGGUUGGGGGAUGGACACAAUCAUUUGGUGGAUUGAGAGAAGGGAAGAAUGUGACAUUGCUCACAUUUGCGACGGUUAGAGGUGCAGCUCAUGAGGUCCCCUUCACAUCCCCUUCCCAAGCCCUCACAAUGUUCAAAUCAUUCCUGAGUGGCUCCCCACUUCCUAGGCCCCAUGAAUGAUUUCUAGCUACUUUUUGGCCCUCCUACACUUUGAAAAAAGGUCAUGUAUGACCGACUGUACUGUAAUAGACUUUCAAGCUCCUUGAAUAAUUGAAGGCAUGUUGGCAAGAAAAA